UGAACCAGUGACAGUUCCGUGUGGUUUUGUGUAUUGAGUGCAGUUUUCGUCCGCAGAAACUACGUAAUUAGAUGAAACUAAAUUCCCGGAGGGAGCCUCGAAUUAACUCAAAGUGCCGGCAAUAUGAAAAGUGUCGAGAAAAACACACCUACGUCGCCGAAAGUCGGCAAAAAUCAGAGUGGAAAGAAGUUAGUGCAGGCAAGGCUUCCGUUCAAGGUGAUUUCGUCGACGGCGACGGGACCUGGGACCCCGCCAUCCAUCACCAAGGCGGUGUCAUCGAACGAGAGCAUUGAGAAAAAGAAGAAUGACACCCCGAAGGGCGGGAAUAUGCCCAAGAAAAGAAAACUUUCGUAUAGUGACGAUAGCGAUAUCAGAGGUCCGAAGAAGGUAGCCUGCAAGGAUGUGGAGAGCGAUUCGAAGGAGAACGAGGUCGUUGUCCUGUCCGAUGAUGAGGACAAGGGAGCUGGUCAUGAUGGGGAGCAGAAAUCGAUGACUAUUUCUACCUGCGAGAGCUUGAAUCCAUUUGUGCGCUUGGAAAACAUCGAUGUGAUGAUCAACAGCCUCAAGAACGAUCGCACGGGGAGGAUUAUCCUGUCGCCACGGACCCCGAAGCAACAAAAGAAAAACGUUCCCAAGGUAAAUGGAGAAACACCAAAAAAUUCUAGCAAAUUCCUCAUAAAAUUGCCACUAACUUCUCAAAAAAAGAAACGAAAACAAAUUCAAAACGAUGAUGCAUGCGAUAGUGGAAGUGACUUAGAAAUUAUUGAAUCAAAUCCAGAAAAGAAACUCAAAUCUAAUGAUGGUUCCGAGGUGGCCAAAUUCGAUAAAGAAAAAUCGAAAAAACUUGACAAAAGUUUGGAAAACAAAAGCAGUGCCAAAGGAGCGGAUAACAACGGGGUGAACUCCCCGAAACCAAUGGGUAAUGCGAACAUGUUGGAAAAAAUGUUGUACAAAAAGUCAAGCGAAAAUGAUUCGGAAGAAAAGUCCUCAAAAAAUGAUGACACCGAGUUAAAUAAAUCAGUGCCAGAGGUUGAUGAGGUUAUAGAUUUGGAUGAAGAGGAAGCUGCCAAAAAUAGUGCCGGAGACAAGGAGGGGUCGAAGGACGAGGCUGACGAGCUGAGCGACAAAUCAAAUAAUGGAAAGGAUGAAAGUUCUGGCGAAAAUUUAACCGAAUGCAGUGAAAAAGUGAGUAAGGAUGACGAACCUGCAGAGAGCAAGCAAGAAGAAACACCUAAAAAAGAAAUAACUGAGGAUAUUCACGAAGAUAUUGAAAGUUCGAAGAAAUCUCGUAGAACACUUGAAAGAAAAGCACGUAGUCCUCCGGUGGCCAAAGAAGAUCAGAACAAAGAAUCUGAAUCAGAAAUUAAAGCUGCGUCAGACGCUGAGAAAGUAGCAAAUAAGGAAGAGCAGAAUGAAAAUCGCAAUUCAAUUUCCUUUAGUGACAGUGAUGAUUCUGGUGCAUCUAAAUCCGGAUCUGGCAAAGAAAAGGAUUCAGAUAAAGAUAAGGAUUCCAAGGAUUCUAACUGCCACACGCCGCGACAGAGAAAAUCGCUACCGUCCGUUGGGUCUGAAAAGAAAAGUCUUGAAAAACAAAAAGCAAAGGAAGAACGCGAACGCAAAAUUCAAGAGGAGAAGCUUCAAAGACAACGAGAAAAAGAUGAGAAGGAACGUCAGCGUAAAAAAGAGAAAGAAGAAAAAGAGGAGCAGAGGCGAAAAGAACGAGAAGAAAAAGAGGAACAACGUCGAAAGGAGCGUGAAGAGAAAGAAGAACAACGCCGAAAAGAAAAAGAGGAAAAAGAAGAGCAAAAGCGAAAAGAAAAGGAAGAAAAGGAGAAGAAACGUCUGGCCGAGCUUGAAAUGAAAAACGAAGAGCGUCGCAAAAAAGAAGAAGCAAAAGAGGAGGAACGCCGUAAGAAAGAAGACGAGCGACGAAAAAAGGAGCUCGAAAAGGAAGAAGCGGAGAACAAGAAAAAGAAAGCAGCCGAAGCUUUCACGAAGUUUUUCAUUUCGGCGAAACCGGUUGAAAAGUCCGAUGAUCGUUUGUCAGUGGACUCAGACGUUCAUCCUGUUCAAACCAACUUUAUGCCGUUCCGUGUCAAAGAUCAUAUGAAACUGGCACCUCUGCAUCGGAAAAUGUUAGCAAGGAAUGAAAAGGAAACUCUCGAACAAAUUUUAGAAAAGGAUGAAGUCGAGUCUAAGGAGAAUCUCUAUCUAGGCUGCUUGAAGUCUGGUAAAAUCACACCAGGAAAGGAUACAAGGACACUGGGUGUGGAGGACGAUAGCAGUGACGAAGUUGUCAUUGUUGAGGAUGAGUUAAAAGACGCUGGUCUCGAAAUAGAUGAUGAGAAAAAAACCGUUCAGAAGUUUCGCGCUAAAUAUUUCUUAUUUCACGAGAAUGUUCGACCACCAUAUCGAGGUACUUGGAGGAAGAAAAGUGCAGUCGUCGGCCCGAGAAGGCCCUUCGCUACGGACAAGGAUACCUUCGAUUACGAGGUCGACUCAGAUGACGAAUGGGAAGAAGAGGAGCCGGGCGAGUCGUUGGAGAAAGAGUCUGAAGAUGAAAAGGAAUCAGAAGAUGAGUAUGAAGUUGACAAUGACUUUUUCGUUCCUCAUGGGCAUCUUAGUGAUGAAGAGCUUCAAAACGAAGACGAACUAGAGGAGGACAACAGCCCAGAGACUCAAAAAGCUAAGCUUAAAAUCCUGCAACAACAAUUUGCACAAGAAAUGAAAAAGAAAACGGAAAAGAUUAAGCCUCGUUUGGUAGGCGUUGUGUGGGCCGACGAGAAUGGAAACCAGCCUGAAUCAUGUCCGAGUAUUGUCUGGCAAUCGUUACUGAAACGUGCAAUGAUCUUUACAAAUCCUAUUAUCCUGACGGAGCCGGAACCUUCGCCGAAUGACUCUGCCACCACUGUACAAAAGGAAAAGGUGAAAGUCAAACUCCCGGAGGAUCUGAUAUGUGAUCUAAUACGCCUUGUUCAUGCCAAUCGACACAGUAAAAAGUUUUUGAUUCGCGAGUUUCAAGCCUAUUUGACUGAAAAAUUUGGAAAAGAUGAAUCCUUUCCAAACUAUUCGAAGACGACGAUUCAAAAAAAGAUCGAAAAACUAGCGAAGUGGAUUUUGGUUGAAGAUGAGGUGCGAAAGAAGAAAAAACUAUGCUGGAUGGUUAGCGAAGAGAUGUUGAAGCGUUAUGGGUUGGAAAGUAUGGACCGAAAGAACAAAUGGAAAUACGUCUUGCAACCGCAGUCACAUGCAAUUGAACCUGUCGUGAACCAGGAUGAGGAAUCUGUGCAUGAAGAGGUCGCAGAAGUGACUGAUCCAAAGGUGAAAACCCCCGCUGUAAUAACGAAAUUCACUAAGAUAUUGUCCGAUUUAGAGAAGGCCAAGCAAUUUGAUAAAGUGACUACUCCUGCGUCGACAGAAAAGAAGGCUCCUUCCGAAUCAAACAACUCCCGCGUGCCACCAACUGCUCCAUCGAAAGACUCAACAAAAGAACCAACGGUUCCCGCUCCUAAGCCUGCAAAUAACUCCACAACUAAGAAACGAGUCCCGCUCUUGAUGUCAGUGCCUCGAGGCCAGAAGGUAAAUGAGAGCACAAAGAAAGAUUUGAUUAGUAAAUUUUUGAAGAAAGACCCAAAGGACGAAAAAACAAAAUCAGAAAACUCCACUACAUCGCAAGCAAACUCAGACAAGGAGUCCACCGAAAAAACCACUAAAACGACCACAACUCCUAAGAAAAAGCCAAACUCAGACAGAGUUAUCGAAGUUUUUUCAUCUCCCGAAAGUGAAAAAUCGUUAUCCUCAACACCCAAACCUGUAACAGCAGCGACAAGUUCCCCGCAGCAAGCAACGCCGAAAGUCAAAAAGCGAGUUCCACUCCUUAUUUCAGUUGCACGAGGCGAAAAAAUAUCAGAAAGUCAGAAGAAAGAUUUAGUCAAUAAUUUCCUGAAGAAAAAUCAAACAGAUGUGGCGAAGGAUUCGAAUAAAAGCACGGAAAAGUCUGAUGAUUCCAAACCAGUUUCCAGUGGAGAUGGAAAAACCGCGAACACCGAUGCAGUGGUGUCUAUGGAGGUCGAUCCACCCUCGGAGGUAGUAGAAAUAAUUGAUUAGCCGAAGAAUUGUUGGAAGAACCUUGUUCAGUGUUAGAGUUUCAUCCGCGGUCAUAUUCGUUCAGCGUAGAUCAAGGAAUAGCCUGGAAGCUAUUCUGGUUAUGUAGAAAGGGACAUUUUCAACGGACCACAUGUCUGGGCUGCAGAUGUCAUCAUGUCCGCGUUACUAUUUUAUAUUCGUAUGUGUGCUAGGGGAUACCGUUCUUCUCUCAUCUGAUUCGCUUUAUUUUAAGCCAUAGAGUUGUAAAUUGUUCGUUUACUUAUUAGGAAAUGAAUUACGUCUAAGUUACACAAUAUAACGUAAAGUUAAUAUUAUUUUUAUUUAAAUGUGGUAGAAGAUGGAUGCUAGUAAGUAGUUUGUAUUACAAAUAAAAAAAAAUGAUAUUUUAUUGGA
This is a messenger RNA of Hermetia illucens (black soldier fly), 4500 nucleotides long. It is a transcript of the gene Caf1-180, whose product is annotated as chromatin assembly factor 1 subunit A. The coding region runs from base 124 to 4107 and encodes 1327 amino acids. Gene Ontology annotation, cellular component: CAF-1 complex; nucleus. Gene Ontology annotation, biological process: nucleosome assembly. NCBI's taxonomy places the organism in Eukaryota, Metazoa, Arthropoda, Insecta, Diptera, Stratiomyidae. The record is from RefSeq and is a predicted model, not a curated record. The transcript is spliced from 5 exons.